Molecule: messenger RNA, 1946 nt
Organism: Camellia sinensis
Lineage: Eukaryota; Viridiplantae; Streptophyta; Magnoliopsida; Ericales; Theaceae
Source: RefSeq, a predicted model, not a curated record
CCUAACAUGAAAUGCACGACCGAGAUGGCACCACGCGGGCGGACCCCCUGUAUGUACGAAGAGAUUGGUGUAGUCUCCUCCAAGUCUUCCUCCUUCAGCACUGAUCAUCGUCUUCUCUCUCCCCAAUUCGCUCCAAAAUCCAUUGCCCAGAGACUCUCUUCCCCAACUUUGCUCUGAAAUUUCUCUCUCCAACAUGUAUGGAGGUCGCAACACUUCCAGUGAUCGCCAGGUAAUCACCUUGAAGAUUCUGGUAGACAAGACCAGAAACCGAGUCAUCUUCGCCGAGUCCGACUUCGAGUUCAUCGACUCGCUCCUCUCGUUCUUGACACUACCACUAGGGAAAGUGGUUCGAUUGCUCAGCUCCGAAUCGGCCGCGAUCGGCUCCGUAACCCGAAUCUACGGCAGCGUGUCGUCUCUUGAAUCUCGCAAUCUGCGAAAUGAUCAAUAUAAGGAUUUGUUGCUUGAUCCGAAAAACGCAUCGGAGUCCGAAUGCAAUCGAUUGAAGCUCCAUGCCUGCUCUCUGGGGCGUGGAAUUUGGCACACGCGCGAAGAAGACGGUGGAGUGUUUUUGAAGGGAGGAGCUGCUAGGUUUAUGAUUACUGAUGAUUUGCAGGUGAUUCCUGGUUCUACUGCUGCUUGCAUUUCGCUUUUCCGUAAGCUUGGGAUCAAGGAUGGAAAUGAGGUUGAGGAGAGGACUGUUGAAAUUGGAGCAAAGGAGGUACUGCUUCUGCUGAAGUUUGCAUUGCUCUCCAAGUCACCCUUGACAGCGGUGAUACUGCCAAACCAAGGCAGCAGCAUAAAAGAUACUGUAAAAUUCCAGCAGAAGAAAAGAGCUCAAUCGGACAAAAAGUCUAGAGCUGCUAACUCAAAUAAUAUGAACUUGAAACUUCUAGUCAGCAAAUCUAAGAAAACAAUUUUGUAUGCGGAAGCUGGAGUGGAUGUGGUGGAAUUUUUAUUCAGCUUCCUCACUUUUCCUAUUGGGUCUGUAAUAAAGCUUCUCAGUAAGAAUUCUGGCUUUGGGUGCAUGGAUAACUUGUACAAGAGUGCUGAAGUUUUGAGUGCUGGAAGUUACAUUAAGUCAGAAGAGUGCAAGAAAAUUGUCUGUCCAAAGUUAGUUCUAUUUUCCAAGUUUGAGAAGCAGCUACUUCAGAUAGAAGAAGCCUUUUAUCCACAGUACAAGUUUAAUUUUGACAGUGGGUCAUGGUCAGAGACCGAUGCAAAAGCUGAAUCAAAGAGCUCUCCCGCAGAACCUUUGGAAGAGGGAGGUCGUUUUCCUGUCGUUAUGGCUCCCACUGGAGAAAUCAAUGCUGGGAAAGGAUACAUGAAGGGGCCUGCAACAUUCAUGAUUACAGAUAACUUGUAUGUGACACCACUUUCCCCUAUCAUGAGUGUAGCACUUCUCAACCAAUUGAAUGUGCCAAUCAACGAUGUUGUGGAGCGUGUGGUGACCAUGGGCAUUGACGAGGACUUUACCAAAUGUGGAUAGAAUUUUCUGGUUGAAAUCACCAUUCAAAUGAUGCUUGGAACCCUCCUUUGAGCUACACACUUAAUUAUGCCACCUCUUCAUGGCAUUUCUCAGCAAUGCUACAAAGCCCAGAAAAUUUCCCCAAAAAGUAGCAAGAGAAUACAAUGGAUUAGAUUCAGUUGGGGCGUCACCCACGGAACACUAAAUUUAAAUGUACACCAUACACUUCAUUUUCUAACAACCUUUUGGUUUUUCGGGCUCCCUAGCAUGUUCCUUUCGAUGAUGUGGUCUACUAUAGCUUCACAAUGUGUUGAGAUCAUUGUAUGUGGCUAAAUUGCCUACAAUAUUAACUAGCCUUUGAACUGGUAAAAGCCACAAGCCGAUAGAAGCAAUGACCAAUGUACUUGCUUUGUAAAUUAUUACCUGAAAGAUGGUUGUGGCUCUGAUUUACAAAUUGAUUUGUAAAGACCCCCAUUCUAUG